GCCAACCCUGCUCCCAUUAUUGUGAACACAGACUCGCUGGAACAAGGGCUCUCUGUGAACGGCAGCGAUGGGAUGUUCAAAUAUGAGGAGAUCGUCUUGGAAAGAGGUAACUCGGGCCUCGGCUUUAGCAUAGCAGGAGGAAUCGACAAUCCCCACAUUCCAGAUGAUCCAGGUAUCUUCAUCACCAAAAUCAUCCCCGGGGGAGCGGCAGCCAUGGACGGCCGUCUGGGGGUGAACGACUGCGUGCUGCGGGUAAACGACGUGGAUGUCUCCGAGGUGGUGCACAGCAAAGCCGUGGAGGCCCUGAAGGAAGCGGGUCCCGUGGUGCGGCUUGUGGUGGGGCGCCGGCAGCCCCCACCAGAGACCAUCAUGGAGGUCAACCUGAUGAAGGGCCCCAAAGGCCUGGGGUUCAGCAUCGCAGGGGGCAUCGGGAACCAGCACAUCCCCGGGGACAACAGCAUCUACAUCACCAAGAUCAUCGAGGGAGGCGCUGCCCAGAAGGACGGGCGCCUGCAGAUUGGGGACCGGCUGCUCGCGGUGAAUAACACGAACCUGCAGGACGUGCGGCACGAGGAGGCGGUGGCCGCCCUGAAGAACACCUCUGACAUGGUGUACCUGAAAGUGGCCAAGCCUGGCAACAUCCACCUCAACGACAUGUACGCGCCCCCCGACUACGCCAGCACCUUCUCAGCCUUGGCUGACAACCACAUAAGCCAUAACUCCAGGCUACCUGGGCUGGGCAGCGUUGAGAGCAAGCCUGCCUACCCUGUCCCUCCCCAGGUGACUCCAUCCCGGUACUCGCCCAUCCCUCGGCACAUGAUCGGGGACGAGGACUUCACCAGGGAGCCCCGGAAAAUCAUCCUGCACAAAGGCUCCACUGGCCUGGGCUUCAACAUCGUCGGGGGGGAAGAUGGUGAGGGGAUCUUCGUGUCUUUCAUCCUGGCCGGAGGCCCUGCUGACCUCAGCGGGGAGCUGCGGAGG
Fulmarus glacialis (Northern fulmar) is the source of this 981-nucleotide messenger RNA. RefSeq names its product disks large homolog 3-like. The transcript is spliced from 8 exons. The annotation marks the transcript as partial. Gene Ontology annotation, molecular function: protein binding. The record is from RefSeq and is a predicted model, not a curated record. Gene Ontology annotation, cellular component: postsynaptic density membrane; neuromuscular junction; neuron projection. Gene Ontology annotation, biological process: chemical synaptic transmission. Lineage: Eukaryota; Metazoa; Chordata; Aves; Procellariiformes; Procellariidae.